Molecule: messenger RNA, 1560 nt
Organism: Talaromyces rugulosus
Lineage: Eukaryota; Fungi; Ascomycota; Eurotiomycetes; Eurotiales; Trichocomaceae
Exons: 6
Coding region: 1-1560 (519 amino acids)
Biological process (GO): DNA-templated transcription
Molecular function (GO): DNA binding; zinc ion binding
Source: RefSeq, a predicted model, not a curated record
AUGGAAACCCAGACCCUCCCUCUCCUAGAGUUAUCGAGGAUUUGGAAACAGCUGGACCACAUUACCAGGGUCAUAGACACCAAAGCUUCCGAGCGUGCGUACUCGGUCAAGGAGCAAUUGCCGUGGGAUCCCUUUGGUGACCAGGAUCCAUUAGCCGGCUUCCCGAUUAUGACCAUCAAGAACCAGUCAUUCAUGGCGCUUCUCAAGCUGGAUCGAUCAUUUUCGGUCCUACUGGAGCAGAUGGAAAGCAGAGGUCAAUCAUUUUGCUCUCGUCCGUCCAGUGUCCCAGUUGUGAUGGUCGAUUUUGCUCAGGCAUUAGAGUUUUUGAACGCGUUUGCUGAACAUGUCCAUAUUUGGUAUCCCAUUCUCCACGUGGAUUAUAUGGAUGAAUUUCUGCAGGUGAUAUCAGCACCCUUUCAACCCUCCGUAUACUCUUGCCUAGCCCUCCUCGUUUUAGCGAUAGGUUCUCUGGCCAGAUAUGAGUCAAUUGUGCAUGCACAGAAGAAUCGCCCAGAAAACAUAUACAUUCAAGCAGCGGAAGACAUGCUCCCCUGCGUUCUGGCAGAUAGCAGCACUAGAAGCACACAGUGUUUGCUUUUAUUUAGCAUGUUCUAUCUGUGCUACGCCCAGCCAUGCCGAGCACACGAUUUCGUGGCUAUAGCCUCACAUAAAAUUCAAGAUAGGUUGAUAAAUCACCCUGAUGAUGAGAAUGAUUUAUCUCGGCCAUCAAUUAUUGGAAACUGCUACUGGACUGCCGUUUUGAUUGAAAGUGAGAUCACUGUCCAGCUGGAUCUGGUCGACAGUAGUAUUUGGAGCAUGGAUUCAGUUACUACAGUUCCAGUCAGCUACGAGACCUGGAUAUGGUACCCAUCUCUCCUCCCAGUCGAGGCUAGCGGAGAUGAAGCCGAAGGGAUAAUGCACGAGCAAGCUCUGCGUCACCACGACUUGUCGUAUUUUGUGGCAGAAAUUGCGAUGCGGAAGAUGCUUCAACGUUGCACAUCGUCUGUUCGAAGGUUGUCCCAAGUCGAAUUCUCAUAUGCGCCUGUAAUUGCAGCAGAACUGGAGCAGCAAUUGCAGGAGUGGUACGAUCUUCUUCCAGAUGAAUUGGCUCUUAGGGGUGAUAACGACGACAGCGUCCCUUCUAGGGGUUUAGCGCAAGCGGAAUUCCUGCAUACGCAAUGUUAUGCAUUCAGGGCUUCAAUAUAUUGGCCAGCGGUCUACCAGGCAUCGGUUACUGGCGAGGCCGAUGAUGACCUCCUUCUUCACUGUCGUGGCUUUUUUGAUAGUUACAUUGAGUUUAUUGCAUGUGCGGCUAUUUCUGUGAGCACCUGCAAACCUAAUAUCUGGACAUUAUAUGCAAGCGUGUUUACAAUUUCGAUGGCAGCCUUGACAGCAUCAACGGCCCCGUGCCUGCUCAGUGCAGUCUCGCCGGGAGUCCUGCAGAGUUUGGGAAAGGCAGUUCAUCUUUUCGAAAGCGUGGCAGAAGUCAGUCCCUCGCUGGCCAAAAUGGAGGCCAUUCUGAAGGAGAGAAUUUUCCAUCAAGCAUCGCCUUCAAGUUAG